AUGUCUUCGGCAUGUAUCAUUUGUCAUAAGAGAAAGGUAGGACGGAACUUAUCCAGCUCUGCGCCUUUGAGUCAGACUCCUCGGGGCUCACAAAUUCCCGCCGAGUCGCCAGACGCGUCAUCGCGAAACUCCUUGAGCGGGCCUCAAAGAGAAAAUCCAGUUGAAAACAGCGUAGCGCUCAACAUAUCUCACCAUGUUGAACCACCCAUCAAACAAGAGAGUUAUCGCGGCCGCAGUGAGUACCUAGGCGGCAGCGUGCCGUUCGAUGAAAAUAUGGUCAGACCCGGUCGCGAGACAACAUAUACCAACCCCAAGGCAUCAGCGACCGAUUUACAGAUGUUGCGCGACCAAAAUGCCUUCGAGUUGCCUCCAGAAUCCGUCCAAAAAGAAUUGAUGACCAGUUUCAACACGCACUGUGCGCCGUGGACGCCCGUCGUUGACCCGAAGUGGCUGGACGAUAGUGCGCCGCCGUCAAUGUUACUACUGCAAGCGAUUUUCCUCGCUGGGAGUCGAGUGUCCAAAGCGCAUUUGGACUACGGGUCCAGCGAGGUGUUUUACCGCCGUGCAAAGUUGCUGUUUUUCUUUGGUGGAUGUGAUAAUCCUCUCAUUUCUAUUGUGGCUGCUUGUCUCUUGCAUUGGUAUAAUCCUGUUGGGCCUGAGGAUGUUUCUACAGAUACCAGUGGAUUUUGGAUUCGAACCGCUGGGGCAAUGGCCUUUCAGAUUGGGCUGCAUAAGGAGCCGCCGGCGGGUUCUCGAGAUCGGGGUCUGCGGCGAAGGUUGUGGUGGUCUCUGGUGGUGCGAGACAAUAUCAUCUCCGUUGGCGUUGGCAGGCCGCGAACCAUCAACCUGCGCGACAGUGAUGUACUACCGCCAUCACUCAACGAUUUUCCCGUGAACAAUUUCAAAACUCAAUUAUUCUUGGGAUACUGUACAAUAGCUCGACUUCUUGGUGAUACAGUCGAGUCCCAUCUGCGACAAGAGAUCUCUCGCCAACGCCAGGUAGAUCUCGAGAAUGCGGUCUACAGAUGGGCAAAACAAGUUAUUCCAAAACUGCAAUCAGCUGUUGCAGCCCAAGAAGAUGCGGUGAUUUGCAACCUCGAAGUCCAACAGCUGCUGGUCAUGUACUUCGUGGUUCUUACUAUCCUCCAUCGCUCACCUACACCGGGAAGCGUACCACCCCCAGCAUCACUGGUCGCAUCAUCUUUCAUAGCCGGGAUCUACGAAGAAUUCCUACUCCGCGACGAGCUCCGAUACCUAGGCCCGGUCUUCGCAUUCUACCCCCUAUGCGCGGGCCUCUCUUUACUCUCUAGCUGCCGCUACGCCCACCUCCAAAGUACAGCAGAGCACGAAUUAACCGUCAUGAAACUGUCCCUGCAAAAACUUUCCGAGCGGUGGCUCUCGGCAGUCGGACCUCUGCGCGCCCUGAACAAAUUGACCGAGAAAGUCCGAGAACAAGGCCCCUUCGAAGGACCGUCGCCGAGGCUCGAUCCAGACGCAGCCUCCUUCUUCGAAGGCUUCGAUACAAGAUUGUGCAAACAGUGGCAGGUCAUUGGACAUUCGUCUGAGUCUGUGAGCGGGAACAGAGUUAUUGCGCCGACUUGCAAUUUGGCAGAUAUUCAAAAUCCGAAUGAUACGCUUCGGUCCCUUGAUGCUCCGCCGGGACAGCAGGUGGAUAAUUAUGACUUUGCCUCUAUUGAUGUUAGCUUGGAUCCUUUCAGUAAUAAUUGGGAAGGGGCCGGGUUUGACUGGAGUGGCUCUUGGUUGCUCAACGUAUGA
Messenger RNA from Penicillium soppii, 1776 nucleotides. Its product is annotated as transcription factor domain-containing protein. Gene Ontology annotation, biological process: DNA-templated transcription. Bases 1 to 1776 code for a protein of 591 amino acids. The transcript has 3 exons. NCBI's taxonomy places the organism in Eukaryota, Fungi, Ascomycota, Eurotiomycetes, Eurotiales, Aspergillaceae. The record is from RefSeq and is a predicted model, not a curated record. Gene Ontology annotation, molecular function: zinc ion binding; DNA binding.